Achroia grisella is the source of this 1756-nucleotide messenger RNA. It is a transcript of the gene gus, whose product is annotated as protein gustavus. Gene Ontology annotation, molecular function: protein binding. The record is from RefSeq and is a predicted model, not a curated record. Gene Ontology annotation, cellular component: SCF ubiquitin ligase complex. Gene Ontology annotation, biological process: proteasome-mediated ubiquitin-dependent protein catabolic process. Bases 704 to 1729 code for a protein of 341 amino acids. The transcript has 5 exons. Lineage: Eukaryota; Metazoa; Arthropoda; Insecta; Lepidoptera; Pyralidae.
UCAGACGUCAGUCCGACAUAGAGCCACACGCAGGCCGACCGCCUCGCGCCGUCCCGCGACACGCGAACAUCGCCACACAUGUUCGUCUCCUCCAAAAAAAUCACUCGAAAAGCAACUAUAUCCACCCUUCACAGCCGCUUGUUCGCUAGUUUCCUAACAUCGUCCUCAAUGAACAUGUUGGCCCUAAAUAAAAAGUUUAUCGACCCUAACACUAGCGCUAUAACCAACCCUUAUUCUCUAUAGUCACAAUCGCCCCCUUUAAUUAUCGACUCCCCUAAAGUUUGAAAAAUCCAACUCUCGACUUAGCCCUUUGCUUUAAUAUUUUUAUUGCUCAUGUCUCUUGAUAUCGUAAUAGAUCAUCACUUUGAGAUAGAUUUCGACACGACCAGCAGCGCUUCCUUCUUCAUUUAUUUCCUAGAUUGACUAAUUAACUUGUUGCAGUGAUAAUUAUUUUUUCCUCAAUUUGACUAACCGGAAAGCUCUCGUGGCGUUGAGGCUGUUGUGGGCGUUUAAACUAAGUUGCCAAACGGUUUUGCGUCACCGUUAUCUGUAAUCAGGUCAAUCAAGGCGCACUGAACCAUGACGCUUGGUUGACAUUGGCGCUUUGAACCUUCCCAUUGUGAGUGGUGAAUGUGAUAUUAGUGAUAGGGUCUGAUCUCGUGUAACUGUGGCGCCUGGUACGUGAGGAGCGCCGCAGCAGCGGAUGUGCACACCGCUGCCACCGUGGUGGUUCGUGCCGGCUGGAAUGCCAGCUGCUCUUGACCUAACUAGGUACAAGAGCGGGGUGCGCUCAGUGAGGAGCGGGGGCGGCGGUGGCGCGGAAGAGGCGCGGCGCGGCGGCCUCAAGGCGCUGCCGAAGCGCGCCCGCACUCGCUGCAGGGGCAUGAACAUGGGGCAAAAGCUGUCCGGCGGUGUUAAGUCGGUGUCGCGCGAGUGCACGGCGCCGUUCAAAGCGGUGGUGGCGCGAGAGCUGGCGCCGGAACCUCCGCGGCCCGCGCGCCUCGACGCGCUACUGGACGCGCCGCCCGCGCAUCCCGAGCUCCAGCUCAAACAUGCAUGGAAUCCAGAUGACAGAUCACUAAAUAUAUUUGUAAAAGAAGAGGAUGCGUUAACGUUCCACCGACAUCCAGUAGCGCAAAGUACGGACUGUAUCCGGGGCCGCGUGGGGUACUCGCGCGGACUCCACUGCUGGGAGGUGGUGUGGCCGGCCAGGCAGCGUGGUACACACGCCGUCGUCGGAGUUGCCACUGCACAUGCGCCUCUGCAUUCCGUCGGCUACCAGAGCCUAGUCGGUGCCACUGACCAGAGCUGGGGAUGGGAUCUAGGCAGAAAUAAGGUGUAUCACAACGCUAAAGGCACGGGCGGGAGCGGCACUACGUACCCAGCACUGCUGCGGCCCGACGAACAGUUCCUGGUGCCCGACCGGCUGCUGGUCGUGCUCGACAUGGACGAGGGCACGCUCGCGUUCUGCGCGGACGGUCGCUACCUGGGCGUCGCCGCGAGAGGCCUCCGCGGCAACACACUCUAUCCUAUCGUGUCGGCCGUGUGGGGGCAUGCAGAAAUCACCAUGAAGUACAUUGGCGGCCUCGAUCCGGAGCCGCUGCCGCUGAUGGAGCUGUGCCGGCGCGUGAUCCGGCAGCGCGUGGGGCGGCCGCGGCUGCAGGCGGCGGCGUCGCGGCUGGCGCUGCCGCCCGCGCUCACGGCCUACCUGCUGUACCGCGCGCCCUAGCCGCCCGCGCCCCCCGCGCCGCCCGCG